CUAGUUAGCUUUUGUUUGCACUGUGGCUAAGGUGCAACCUUCUGUAAAAAUGUGUUGUGUGGGGGCGGUGUGAUUUUUUUUCUUUACCGUUAGUCUGCUGGCCAACUUUAAGAUGCUAAACACAACGAGCUGUAUCAAUACGUGACUAUUUAAACCACAGUAAUUAAGACGAAAGGCUCCAGUCGUGCUAUGUUCUUGACAAAUGCUAGCUAGAGUAGCUGAGCGGUUGCCAAUGGAGACAGGAGGCGCUUAUGUGUGUUCAUUUUAUGCUGCUCUUAAAUCCAGAGCUGCUAACAGUGACGAUGAAAUGAUAAAUAAAUAAAAAAUGACAGUAAAAAUUUAUUCUUCUCUUUUCCUUUGCACUGUUAGCUCAAUGGCUACUUUUACACUGUAAACCCACCAGCACAGAUUGAACAUGGCUACAAAGCCGAAGGGGAAAGCCUCGAAAAGUUCAUUCAAGGAUGAUUUGCUUGACAGCUUGCUUGAUGAUGACAAGCAGCCAGUAAGGACGAAAGCAUCACGCGAUGGACCUAUGUAUAGCACGCUAGCACAGGAGAUAAAAAUGGAUGGUGCGGACACUGAGGACUCGGAUGUGUCAGCGGCUGAUCCCAGCGACAUACUCAAGAGCAUGAAGGACAUGGACGACAUGGACGCUGACCUCUUUGCAUCAAAGAAGAAGCCUAGUUUGGCUCCCGCGCAAACAAAGCCACUUGUUAGCGAAGGACCAAAGAAAGACUCUGCUGUGCUCGAGAGCAAUGCAAAACCAGAGGGAGCAGAUGAACCCACCAUAGGGGGGAAGAAGCCGAACUCUGCACCUUUAUCCUCAGCGCGGAGUUAUAAGAAGUUCACCUUCUCUGACAGUGGUGGUGAGGACGAAGGUGUUGCUCAGACUCCUUACGCUGAAGAUCUAGACGACCCCCUGAAUGAUUUGCUUCCAGGUGACUCAAAGCCUGACUUGAAAUCUAGCUUCUCCAAACCUGAAAAAUCCGUGCCAUCUCCUUCAGCAUCUCCCAUGCUAAAGAAUGAAACGACUAAGGCAACAAAGAAAGGCGAGCUCACGUUUGAGGAUGAUAAGGAUCACCUAAUGGAUGCACUCGGAUUUGACAGUGACAAAAACAAUCCCAAGAAAAAAGAGACACCGCUUUGGUCUCCCAAGGAGAGAGCCGACGCCCCUCAGAGACCUCGUACCAGAAUUGAUGAGAUUCUGGAGAGUUUCACGUCACCGCGUCUUCUGGAGCGACCACCAACGGGCGAGAGGAACGACGAGCUUCAGUCUCAAGAGAAGCCGCAACAGGAGAAGACGUCUGCUGGGAAAGAGCUGCAUUUAGACGACGACCUCACAUUUGGAUCCUAUCAGCCCACACUGGGAUCCACUUCUGAAGGGCGUCAGUCUCGUAGACAGUCUGUCAGAUUUUCUACUGAGGACAUGAGUGUAUCUACGCCAGAAAAGAAGCCAAAGCCCACCACUCCCACAUCUUCUCGACAACGCAACUCAGCCGACUGGCUGGGCCUCAAGACAGAAGAUGAGCCCGUCUAUCUAGAGGAGGGCGUCGAUAAGACAAAGAAUCCAGCAGAGGCUUCAAAGAGCCCCUCGUCUCCUUUACUGGAGAGAAAGACCUCGUUCACUGAUAGCCAUUCCACAUCUGUUGCAAAAACACCAGAAGAGAGCUCAGCCCCAACUGACAAUACCAUUAAACAGGCCAAGCCUGAGGUUUCUAAAACCCAGAGGAAAGAAGGGGAUGAUGAGGAUGACUGGUUAGCUGGGGCACUGAGCAGGAGGAAGGCUCUGUCCACGUUAAACACAGAGGCAAAACCAUCCAAGCAGGAAGAGUCUUUCACUGACUUCAGUGUUAGUAAACAAGUAACAUCACAAACUCCCAAAAGCAGAGAAGACACGCUUCCUUCAAUCAAAGAAACGAGUGACACUUUUCCCGGACGCCUCGGUCCUGCUGCUCAUUCCACGCCUGUCAGAGAAGAAAGGCUUAAUCAUGUUCCGCAGCAAAAUGCAACGCUAAACACGUCAGCUGCUUUCCCACAACAGGCAUCAUUUUCAGCCGACAGUUUGCAGCAGCUGCUCCUCCAAAACCAGCUGAUGCAGACUCAGUUGCUGGGCCUAGGCGGUGUUGUUGAUGCGGGACUCCUGCAGAGACUUAAAGAAAAAGAACAGCCUGCAGACUAUCAAGCUUUACAGGCCCGUGUCAUCCAGUUGGAGGGACAGGUCAAGACUUUGCAGCUGGAGCGAGACCAAAGCCAAAUGAUGCUGGAGAGCAUGCAGCAGCGGCACAAACAGGAUAUGGAGCUCCUGGAGAACGCACACAAAGCUCGUGUGAAACUGCUCGAGGAUUCGGUUGCCCAGCGGGAGAUUCAAGCGCGACAUGAGUGCGAAGACCUAAUGGAACGCCUGGCAACGGUAACACGAGCGGCUGAGAAGGAACGCUCGGAGCUCCAGGCUCAGUACCAGCGGAAAAUGGCCCAGGCCCAGCAGGAAAGAGACUGUGAGGUGGAGAGACUCAGAGACCUUCAGAGAAAAUCUAUCUUGGAGAUGAAGAGAGACUAUGAGGAUCAGAUCCACAGGCUGAAGAGGCUAAAGGAAGAAGAGAUCGAUGCUGUUACAAGCGCAACAUCUCAGACCAGAUCCGUUGCAGGGGUGAUUGAAAAGAUGGAGCAGUUCUCCUCGCGUCUUGGAGAGCUUUCCUCUCGGGUGGAGAGCACGCACGAACACACCGCUCACGGCCUGGAGCAGGAGGCACGGCACAGAGACGAGCAGCUUCGAACAAUGCAGGGUCAUCUGGCCCAGCAGCAGAAAGCCAUGGCAGAGGAGAAAGCUUACCUGAAGGACAUUAUUUCCAGGAUGGACACUCAGCUUAAAGAGCAGCAGAGACAGCUUGAGAAGGAGCGCUGGAAGAUGACAGCAGAACAGGCCAAAGCCGAGUCGACCCAAAGAAGCCUGGAGGAAGAGCGGCGUGUCCUCACCACGCAGAUCAGCGUGGAGCGAGAGGAGCUGGAGAGAGCCAAGAGCGCGUUACUGGAGGAGCAGAAGUCAGUGAUGCAGCACUGCGCGGAUGAGAGGAGGAAGCUGGCGGCCGAGUGGGCACUCUUCCACGCCCAGGAGAAGCAGAGGCAUGAGAGGGCUGAGCGUGAGGUCAGCAGUCUGUUGGAGAAGAGGGAGGGAUCCAUCAUAAGUCUGGCACAGGAGCAAGCUGACUUGAAGCUUCGCACGGCCGAGCUGAAACAGAAGGAGCUGGCCGUGGCACGGGAGCGAGAGGCUCUGGAAGAACUUAGAGAAGAGCUGGACAGAGAAAAAGAAAGACUAAGCAGCACGGCCCUGAGACUCAAAACACGAGCCCAGGAGGUCGAGGCCUUCAGCAAGCUCGCGGCAGAGAAAUAUGAGGAGGGGGAACGAGCGUUGCAGGAGGCAAAACGAUUGGAGGCGGAGCACAAUGCGCGACUGAGAAAUAUUCACAGCCAAACAGAGCACCUGAGGCAGCAGGAGCAACGGAUUUUAAAGGAGCAAAUACGAUUAAGUCACCUGCAGAAGGAUACAGAGAGGCUGAGGCAAAACCCUCCUCUUACACCUCUACCACAAAUUAUUGCCCCCGUUUUACCAGACUCAGUUUCAGAGCUCCCUGCAACCCUGAAUGUUCCUCCUCCAGUUUCAUUUACCAGCUCUCAGUCUAUGGCACUUCAGGCCAAUCUGGCUCUGUGGAGAUAUACUGCAGAAAAGGUGAUCGCAUUUUUAGUUGCAAAUGUCAAAUAUCACUAAAACAGAAACGACAAACAGCAGCUCACAAGUUCUAUUUUUCCUCACAUGUGAAAUUUUUACCUCUUACUUGAGCCAACCUUAUUUGAUCCUAAAUUAAGACACAGGUCUGAUUGUUUGUGGAUGUUUUUGGAUGAAAUCUAUUUCAGUGAAGCCAAACACAUCUUCUUCCCACCACUCUGGCUCCAAUUCCACAUUCACCUCUGUGCAGAAGUAGCAGGCGAUGUGCGUGACUGAGUAAUUGGCCCAAAACCUGCCCAAAGAAAUUGCUCACUUCCACUGCACAUCAUAGACUUCAUGGCCUCUGUUUAUUUCUGUACAGCAGCGUGCUAUACUGACAUUUUUAGUGUUCCUUGGGGUGGCUGUGGCUCAGUAGGGUAGAGCAGGUUGUCGGUUUGAUGCCUGACUGCUCCAGGCAGCAUGACAAAGUACCCUUGUGACUCAGGUAGAGUAGAAAACCAGUCCGUUUACCACUCUUUUGAACACAAGUGUCUGCUCUGGCCAAACAAAAUCAGAAUGGUGGUGUGACGUUUGGAAGGUUGAAACCAGCCCAACGCUUUCCUAUUUCCAUAUUUAUCAAUUUACUGUCCUAAAAUUAAGAAACCCUUCAAAAAACUGAGACUGUUCUGUAAGGAGAGUUCAGCGUAUCUCUCCAUUAUCUGGGUCCCCUUACCCCAACAUGUGCAACUGGGAUAAGUAGUCAUGCAAAGCUGGUUAUCAACUAAGUUAACCCAGGGUUUCACAUGUAUGUUCAGGCAUUUAGCAUCUGACCAAUCACAAUUAUUGCCAAAGCAAGGUCACCACAGAAACCUUGGAGCCACCAGGAUAGUACAGGCAGCAAUUUUUACAUUUAAGAAACAGAUUAAUCCAUUUAGUUUUAAAUUUAUCCUAGACAUAAACUGAAAGAAUAUAUAAACCAGUACAGUCUGUUUAAGAUUUUAAUUCCAAGUCUGAGGUUAUUAAUUGCACCAAGGUUUGUUCAUAUCUUUUAUUUUGGUAACUGUUGCUAAACUGUUGGUGGGAAAAAUGGAACCACAGCAAACAAUCCAAAAGAAAUGACUUCAGAUAAACACAAGUGUUAUGAUCCAGUACAGGCUUUUAUUGCGCUUUGGAAACUCAGUCAACAUGAGGCAUCACAGUGCACAUGGCUUUUUAAUACAAUCACUAUUUAGCCAGCAAUGCUUGAAAUCAUUUGUCAAUAAUUCAAGUGUUCAGAUUUGACUGACUGGAUUUUGUUUUUCUGCCCCCAACAGGACCGUGAAUAUCUCCAAGAGGAGCAGUACUUUCUAGAAAAUCUGAAAAAGAAAUCUUACAGAUCAUCUUUCAGCACAGAUUGACCAACACAUGCUGGGGGUUCUUCCCAGCACAUAUGGACUCAUGUUACUUUUUAUACUUGAAUUUUAUACGUCAUUGUAGUUUUAUUAAAAGCACAUUUCUGAUCCAA
Oreochromis aureus is the source of this 5204-nucleotide messenger RNA. RefSeq names its product fas-binding factor 1 homolog. Bases 416 to 3763 code for a protein of 1115 amino acids. Gene Ontology annotation, cellular component: ciliary basal body; ciliary transition fiber; centriole. NCBI's taxonomy places the organism in Eukaryota, Metazoa, Chordata, Actinopteri, Cichliformes, Cichlidae. Gene Ontology annotation, biological process: cilium assembly; establishment of epithelial cell polarity. The transcript has 30 exons. The record is from RefSeq and is a predicted model, not a curated record.